AUGUUCGCAUCUCGGCAUCACGAGCUUCUACAUCGAGAUGUCUUCUUCUUCUUCUUCUUCCUGCUCUCCGCGUCCCCGCCUCCACGAUGCUCUCCACGGUCUCUCCACGAUGCCUCCACGAUGCAUCCCCGGUCUCCAGUCUCGUCUAGUCUCCAGUAUCCCCAGCAUGGCAUGUAUGAAAGUGUACUCCGUACGGACCAACCCCGUCCUCAUCUCCCUCCUUCCGGUCUCUCACUCUUCCUCCUCGUAAGUGCUGCUGGCACAGGACUUGCUCUUCUCCUCUUACUCUACUUCUACUUCUACUUUGCUGUUGCUGCUGCUGUGCUGCUGCUGCCCCUAGCCGCCUCUAUAUCUCCCGUCUCGCACCCACCAGCCAUCAUGUCAGACAAGAACAACGUCGAGGCCGUCGACAGCGUGCCCAGACGGUCCUUUGGGUCGCGCAUAGGGACCAUCUGUCGGCGUUUCUGGUGGCUCAUCGCCAUCAUCUUCGUCGUCGUCGCCCUCGUCAUCAUCCUCCCUGUAAUAUUCGUCGCAUACCCCAAGCUGGCGCAGAGAGAUGUCUCCGAUUCCACUCUCGCCAUCACAGACAUGCAGACGUCCGAUCCCACGCCAGACUCGAUGCAUGUAAAAAUCACUCAGGUCAUCGGCUCAAAGUCCAAGUUCCAUCCCGUCCUCGACCCCUUUGAUGCGCAGGUCUUCCUCUCCGGCGAGAAGGAGUCGUUCAUGACGCUGAGCACGCCCGAGGUCAAGUCGCAUGAUGGCGUCAAGGCCAUCGUCGACCAGGACGUGCAGAUCAAGAACCACGAUGGGUUCGCUGCUUUCUCCAAGGCCGUCAUGUUGUCGGAGCACCUUGACUUGCUUGUCAUAGGCAAGACGCAGCUCAAGCUCGGUGGACUGCAGAAGACCACCGUCGACUACAACAAGACCGUCUCCUUGAAGGGAAUGAACCAACUCAAGGGCUUUAACAUCACCAACAUCAAGAUCCAGUCUACCCCCGGCACCAUGAACAACAUGAAGGGAGACGUCUUCAUCCCCAACCCUUCAGUCCUCACUCUCGCCAUGGGCAACCUCACCCUCGACCUGUCCGUCGACGGCCACCCCAUCGGCACCUCCUACCUCAACAACGUCAUCAUCAAGCCAGGCGACAACACCAUCCCCAUGGUCGCCAACGCUGACCUAGGCUACGUCCUCAAGCUCACCGGCAAGACAGGCAAAUACCCCAAGGGCAUCAUCCCGCUCUCUAUCCUAGGCAACUCCUCCGUCGCCAACGGCAAGGAGCUAACGUACUACUCCAAAGCCCUCGCGUCGAACAAGCUAGAGGUGCCAUUGAACGUCCCUGCCAUCUUAGCAGGAAAGGCAUGA
This is a messenger RNA of Arthroderma uncinatum, 1362 nucleotides long. RefSeq lists its product as uncharacterized. The record is from RefSeq and is a predicted model, not a curated record. The transcript is spliced from 6 exons. Bases 1 to 1362 code for a protein of 453 amino acids. Gene Ontology annotation, cellular component: fungal-type vacuole membrane. Lineage: Eukaryota; Fungi; Ascomycota; Eurotiomycetes; Onygenales; Arthrodermataceae.